This is a messenger RNA of Pseudonaja textilis, 5672 nucleotides long. RefSeq names its product jagged canonical Notch ligand 2 (gene JAG2). Lineage: Eukaryota; Metazoa; Chordata; Lepidosauria; Squamata; Elapidae. Gene Ontology annotation, molecular function: Notch binding; calcium ion binding. Gene Ontology annotation, biological process: multicellular organism development; Notch signaling pathway; cell communication. The record is from RefSeq and is a predicted model, not a curated record. Gene Ontology annotation, cellular component: membrane.
UGUUGGGUGUUCGCACAGCAGAGGCGCACAGAGGAGCGAGCGGAGUUGCGAGGGACGGCCGCCGCCGCCGGCAGACCGUUCCCUUUUUCUGUUGCGGAGUGCUCGAAUCUAGGUGGAUCCCGGCUGGCGAGCGCUGCCUUGCGCCUCCCGCGGGUCCCAGGCUGUUCGGCUAAGCAUCGGGGGAGGGCGGGUAAUCAAGGCUCGGGAGAGUUUUCAGGUUGCACCCGGCGAAAGCCUUCCUGCCGCCGAUGCGCCGAGCAGCGGCUGGUCGAUGGCUUGUCGAGUCCUUGCCUGUCUUCCCUGAUCCAAAGGCGUUCAGCUCGGAGCAGCAGGCAUGCUGGAUUGUGGCGGGCGGCACUGGGCUCUUUUUGCUUCGGCGCUCAGGCUGUGGCUGCUCCUAACUUUAUGGACGCAGGUCUCCCAGUCCACGGGCUAUUUCGAGCUGCAGAUUAACUCGGUAAAGAAUGUAAACGGCGAAUUGUUGAAUGGGGAAUGUUGUGAUGGCAUGAAACCCCCAACGAACGUGGACUGUACUCGGGAUGAGUGCGAUACUUACGUAAAAGUCUGUUUGAAGGAAUAUCAGGCUAAAAUCACGCCUAUUGGGACAUGCAGCUUCGGCUCCGGAUCUACUCCUGUUCUUGGUGGAAAUACUUUUUAUCUGAACAGCCGAAAUUUUCAUCAGGGUAAAAACCACGACAUGGGGAGGAUUGUAAUACCUUUUCAGUUUGCUUGGCCGAGGUCAUUUACAUUAAUAAUAGAAGCCUGGGACUGGGAUAAUGAAACAAAAGCAGAUGAAAAAUUAUUAAUUGACAGAGUAUCAUCUGCGGGUAUGAUCAAUCCAGAGGAUAGAUGGACAACACUACAGUUGAAUGGCCAUGUUGCUCAUUUUGAAGCACAAAUAAGAGUGAAGUGUGAUGAAAACUAUUAUGGACCACAGUGCAAUAAAUUUUGUGGCCCGCGUGAUGACUUUGUGGGCCAUUACACAUGCGACCAAAAUGGAAAUAAGGCUUGUAUGGAAGGCUGGAUAGGAGAUGAAUGUAAACAAGCUGUAUGUAAGCAGGGAUGUAAUUUAAUCCGUGGAGGAUGCAGCGUACCUGGGGACUGCAAGUGUAAUUAUGGUUGGCAGGGGCAAUUCUGCGAUGAAUGUGUCCCCUACCCAGGCUGUGCUCAUGGGAGUUGCAGCAACUCAUGGGAAUGCAGAUGUGAAAUCAACUGGGGUGGCCUGCUCUGCAACAAAGAUUUAAACUACUGUGGAAAUCAUCAUCCAUGUGUGAAUGGGGGAACCUGCAUGAAUACAGAACCAGAUGAAUAUAGCUGUGCAUGCCAAGAUGGUUACUCUGGAAAGAACUGUGAAAUUGCUGAGCAUGCUUGUGUUUCAAAUCCUUGUGCUAAUGGUGGAAUUUGCCAUGAAAUUUCAUCUGGGUUUAAAUGUCAGUGUCCUAAAGGAUGGAGUGGACCAACAUGUGCAAUUGAUAUUGAUGAAUGUGCAUCUAAUCCUUGUGCUAGUGGUGGUACUUGUGUUGAUCGCAUUAAUGGGUUUGAAUGUAUAUGUCCACAGCAGUGGAUUGGGGCAACCUGCCAUCUUGAUGCUAAUGAGUGUGAAGGGAAACCCUGUCUUAAUGCUCAUUCUUGCAAAAAUCUUAUUGGUGGAUAUUAUUGUGACUGCAUUCCAGGAUGGAAAGGAGUAAAUUGUCAUAUCAAUGUUAAUUAUUGUCAUGGGCAGUGCCAAAAUGGAGGGACUUGCAAGGACGAAGUGAAUGGCUAUCAUUGCAUAUGUCCUCCUGCUUUCAUAGGCAAGAACUGUGAAAAAAAAGUUGAUGACUGCAUGAGCAACCCAUGUCAGAAUACAGGUCACUGUACUAACCUCGUCAAUGGAUUCCAUUGUCUUUGCCCUCAUGGUUUCUCAGGAGAAUUCUGUGAGAUUGAUAUAGAUCUCUGUAAACCUAACCCUUGCCAAAAUGGAGCUCAGUGUUAUGAUCUGAGAGAAGACUAUUAUUGUGCUUGCUCUGAUGAUUACGAUGGAAAGAACUGCUCUCACCUCAAGGAUCACUGUAAAAAUAACUCUUGUAAAGUAAUAGACAGCUGCACAAUAGAAGUCUUCACAAAUGCUACUCAGAAUGGCAUUCGUUUAAUCUCGUCCAGUGUAUGUGGGCCUCAUGGACGCUGCAUCAGUCAACCAGGAGGAAAUUUUACAUGUGCCUGUGAAAAAGGCUUUACUGGAGCAUACUGUCAUGAAAAUAUUGAUGACUGUCUUGAAAAACCCUGCAAGAAUGGUGGAACUUGCAUAGACGAAGUCAAUGAUUUCAGAUGUUUCUGUCGGAAUGGCUGGGAAGGAAAAUUGUGUGACAUUAAUUUUAAUGACUGCUCACCAAAUCCAUGUCACAACGGAGGCCAGUGCAUUGAUUUAGAGAAUGACUUCUAUUGUGCAUGCAAAAAUGGCUGGAAGGGGAAAACAUGCCAUUCAAGUAAGUACCAGUGUGAUGCAAAUACUUGUACAAAUGGAGGAACAUGUUAUGAUGAUGGUGACACUUUUCGAUGCUCUUGUCCUCCAGAAUGGAAAGGAAGCACUUGCAAUAUUGCUAAGAACAGCAGCUGUAUUCCUAAUCCUUGUUUGAAUGGUGGAACUUGUGUUGGCAGUGGAGAUUCCUUUUCUUGCAUUUGUAAAGAAGGUUGGGAAGGACGCACAUGUACCCAGAAUAUUAAUGAUUGCAAUCCACACCCAUGUUACAAUGGAGGCAUCUGUGUUGAUGGUGUGAAUUGGUUUCGUUGUGAAUGUGCACCUGGGUUUGCUGGUCCUGACUGCAGAAUUAAUAUUGAUGAAUGCCAGUCCUCUCCUUGUGCUUAUGGUGCUACUUGCAUUGAUGAAAUAAAUGGUUACAGGUGUACUUGUCCUGCUGGGCGAGCUGGAACAAGAUGCCAAGAAGUUAUAGGUUCUGGAAAAUCUUGCUGGUUUAAAGGAAAGUCCUUUCCUCACAGGAGUAGAUGGGAUCAAGAAUGCAACAGUUGCCAUUGUCUGGAUGGCCACAUUGAUUGUACCAAGGUAUGGUGUGGAAAGAAAUCUUGUUUGCUUACUAAACAUGGGGGCCGUUCUAGUUACCAAUGUCCUAGAGGCCAAGAAUGCCAAGAAAAUUCAUACAUCAAAUGCUUCCAACCACCUUGCACUGACUGGGGAGAAUGCAGUGAAUCAGAACCUCUACCUGUUAACAUCAAGUGCUUCCCUAAUUCAGGCCACUUGGACAACAGCUGUGCAAGAAUUACUCUGAUUUUUAACAGAGAUAAAGUACCCCAGGGCACUACUGUUGAAAAUGUAUGCUCUGAAAUAAGAUAUUUACCAGCAACUAGAUCUGUUUCUCGUGAAAGAAUAUUGUUAGUGUUGUGUGACUUAUCCUACUCCAUCGAGAAUGCAAUGGAAGUUGCUGUUUCUUUCAUCUUGCAUCAGGAUGAGACGGAUAAUAGUCUCAUACAGAAUGCUGCCAAUACUAUAGUAAAUGCGAUUACAAGGCGGCAAAACAGCACAGUUAUGCUUGCAGUAACAGAAGUCAAAGUAGAGACCAUAGUAGUUGGGAAUUCUUCUUCAUCAGAUUAUCUGGUUCCAAUCCUUUGUGCAGUUUUUAGUAUUGUAUGGAUAACCUGCAUAAUAAUUUGUGUGUGGUGGACACGAAAAAGAAGAAAAGAGAGAGAAAGAAAUCGCCCAUCCAGAGAAGAGGCUACAAAUAAUCAGUGGGCACCUCUAAAUCCUAUUUGGAAUCCUAUAGAUAGACCUUACAGUCAUAAAGGCAUUCAUUAUGAACAGAAAAAUUUUAUAUCUCCUCAAAAAAGAACUUACGAUGGGGUAGAGGAGUACACAGAGUAUGAGGAGGAGGAGGAGGAAGAAGAAGAAGAAGAAAAAGAGGUUAUGGAAAUGGACAAAUUCCUCUCUCAAAAACUCUCUAAACCUUUGACAACAAAGGUAGCAGUGGACUCAUUAGAGAAUAGUCCUGUUAAGAACACUCUUCAGACAACCAAAAUGGACAACAGAUCUGUAAAAAAUGUGAACACAAAAAAUCUUGAAGGUAGAAGAGACUAAAUCUGUGUUUGGACCAUGACUAUAUUACUUACGUUUUUAAAAAAAGGAGAAAUUGGCAUCUCCAUUGUGCAUAAAGGACUUAACUGUCUGAAGUCAAAUAUUCAUAGUUACUUUAUUUUGAAUAAAAAAAUUAAAAUAAUAAAAUAAAAACUUUGUUUCUUUUAGCCCUGUAUAAAUUAUUCAAUGACUGUCAGAUGAUAGAGUAAUCUUUGAUAGUUGCUAUUUUUGUAAAUUUUACUUAGAAUACACUUGUAAGGCAGAGGAGAGAAGUUUGUAUUUUCAAUUCAUAAGGUUUAUCACAGAAUGCUCAACACUGUUUACAAAACAGAGAGAGGGUUGUUCUGUUUUGUUUUGCUUUUCUUUACUUGUACAACAGUGACUUGGAAUCCUCCUGGUUGAGGACGUUGCUGAACUUAAGGAAGAAAACAUGAAGUGUUCUUGUUAAUAUUUACUAAAAACUUCUCUCUACAAGUUUGUCCCCUUGAAAAAAAGAUUGCCUUAUUCUCUGAACAAAAAAAAAAAUCUAUAGAGAUCUUUCAAACUGUGAUUGGUUAGAAAAGGUGGCCUUUUUAAUUUAAUCUGUCAAUUUGGUUUAAUUACUUUAGAAAUGCAGUAUUGAAGCACAUACCAAGUGCCUUGAAAUAUCAUCUUUCUGUCUCAAUAGCAACUGUCAAAGACUGCCAUGCCCAUCUAAGUUUACCACAAGAAGAUAUUUGGUUCUCUCGGACUGAUACAGUUUAUUUUCAGAUUGUGCAAGUGCAUUUUUGUAAAUAUGUAUAUAUUUAAAUGAAUCACUUCUGUAUAUUUGAGUUAAUAACUUAAAAAUAUUUUUGAUCUUUUUAAAUGUCAUUCCUUUUUAAUUUAUGUCUCAGAAAGGGAAGUUUUAUGGCAGUUUCUAAAAAAGAUACAAAAACCUUAUUUUGGUAUUAUGUUCAUAUUAGAAAAUGAUGUUACUAUAAUUAAUGUUGGGAAACUGUUGGUCACUUUUUGUACUUUUUUUCAAUGUAUCGCAACCAUUUCACAUGUAAAUAGAUCCAAGGUGUUUCCUCGCAUCUCAAGAACACAGAGUAAGUAUCCUGUACAGCAUAAAGAUGACAGGACAAUAUUCUUUUUCUUGUGAAUGUCUCUAUUACAUGUGGUAUUGCUUUUUUGCAUUUUUUAAAAUACAGGCCUAAUGAAGGGAACAAUAUUCUUCUCAUUUUUUUGUUUGUUAUGCUUAUUCAUGCUAGAAAACAUGUUGGCAAACAUGCUGGAUCUAGGUGGUGCAGCAGAAACCUGCCAAUUAUCAAUUAGCUCUGGGAUUCUUUCCUUUAUCCCUGAUAACUAGUGUUUCUUCAAGUUUGAUGGGGUGAUGCCACUGAAUUGUGUUUCCUGUCUCUGUGUCACUUCACUAGCUGCUACUUGUGGAGGCAGGUAAACCCACAGCACAGCAGCAUCAUGUCAUGUGUUUGGGGUCGCUAGAUGCAUGUGGAGAGAAUAGAGGCCUGCUCUACUCAGCUUUACGUUGGUUGUAACAUCUGGUUCCAUCUUACACGAUGGAAAAUCUCAGGAGAAAUUGUUAUUCUUAAUAGAAAGCUUAUGCAUCAUUUGUGGGGUUCUUUUCUUU